AAACCAAUUUCAUUUACAAAGUGCACAGAUUUCAUUUGAUUACAAAAAAGGCUUGCUUGGCUGCAUCACCAUGAGCAUUGCAAUUAAACGCUCCGUUUCUGAAUUAGCCUCACUUCCGGAUUCCGGCACAAUUGUCCCUCAUAUUCCGACGCAUCGACUGUACAAACGAAUCCGACGUAAUGCUUGCAAAUUCAACGGGACGCUCACGUCCAUCCUAGCAUACGUUAAUCUGCUGGAAGAUGCGUCCAGCAAUGAGGCUCUUCAGAUUCUGCUCAAAAUCACUGAUUCGAUGCAUUUCGAUGAAAGCGAAUUCCCGGACGCACUUCGCAAGCUUGUCGAACACUUUCAGCGUGAACCCGAGUCAGCGGUUCGAGUAAAAAUUCUAUCUUUGUUUGCUGAUUUAUCCACUGAAACAAACAUCGAUGGUCAUCACUUAAUCGACGAGGUUAUCAAGCUAUUGAAAGUAGAAAAAUCUGCCAAAGUCAUAUCGCAGGGCUUGAUAGUGUUGGAAAAGAUUGGCAAAUCCUUUACUCCGUCCGUGGCGUACAUAAACCAGAUGGUGUUCCUAGCAAAGGUAAAGCUGUUCUCGCCCAGCCACAACGUGCAACGUCACGCUAUACUGCUGUUGGGGGUUUUUGUACUCCUUUCGGACGCCGAAAAGGAAAGUCUUGAAUUAAUCGGAAAGUACACCGACUCGCCGGAUGCACGUGUCCGGGCACAGGCUUUCCGAUCGAUGUUGACCCUUGGUGAUCGAGGUGUGCAACUGCCUCCGUCUUUGUACUCGCGUGCUUGUGCCUCACUUACAGACGAUUAUGAGUGUGUUCGGAAAGAGGCUUUGAACAUGGUUUUUGAAUUAGGUGUGCGUCACUCGGAGGAAUUGAUAAAAGUUCAGGAUUCCGAACAGGAGGUUCGGCUCAUCGAUGACGCUUUUGGGAAGGUCUGUUCCGCGAUUUGCGACCUGUCGAUGAACAUACGCACACUGGCCGCCGAGCUGCUUGGUGGCAUGACCAUGGUAAGCGAUGAAUUCCUUCAUCAAACACUGGACAAGAAGCUUAUGAGUAACAUGCGCAAGAAGAGGAGUUUGCACGAACGAAGUGCAGCACAUUUCGCUAGCGGAGAGUGGUCCAGUGGCAAGAAGUGGGCCGACGAUGCACCUAAAGAAGUCAUCAGCGCGGACUCUGUGUCACUGAUGGCGUCCGGGGCAUGUGGAGCGCUUGUGCAGGGACUAGAGGACGAAUUUCUCGAGGUGCGCACAGCUUCGGUAAACUCAAUGUGCAAAUUAGCGCUCAAGAAUCCACUGUUUGCGGUCACUUCACUCGAUUUUCUUGUGGACAUGUUCAAUGAUGAAAUCGAGGAGGUACGUCUUCGUGCGAUUUACAGCUUGACCGCCAUCUCUAGACAUAUUAUCCUGCGUGAAGAUCAGCUCGAAACCAUGCUCAGCUCACUGGAGGACUACUCGGUAGAGGUUCGCGAAGGACUGCAUCUAAUGUUGGGGGCGUGUAAAGUGUCCACCAAAGCUUGUCUUACGCUCGUCGUGCAGAAAGUGUUGGACGUGCUGUUAAAGUAUCCGGAAGAUCGUCUUUCGACGUUUGGCUGUAUGCAGCGCGUUGGUCAAAAACAUCCGGAGAUCUGCAUGUCAAUCACACCUCAGUUGUUAAUGGACCACCCCUUCUUCGAUAGUGCCGAACGGGAUGUGGAAGAUCCAGCGUACGUGUGUGUCUUAAUAAUGCUAUUCAAUGCUGCCCAAUAUCUUCCGGCCAUGCUGAGUUUGUUCCCAGAGACCACCAUCAAACAUUAUGCGUACCUGCGAGACACGAUGCCGAACUUUGUGCCUCGGUUAGCAGUUGGAGGUAGUAGGAAGGAGCUCAAUCUUGUUGGAUCAACCGGUUCGAGACAAUUCCUGGAGACUCUUCUCAGCAACAUUCAGCGUGCUUAUUCCGCUCCUCAGGCGAGACAAGCGCUGCUAAAAGCCGCCCAGGAUGAUUUAGAUCGUCUGGCAGAAAUUGAUCCGACCUUUUCGGGAACAGCCAAUUUCACGUCCGUGUUCUUUGGUGCCCAGUUGCAGAUGGAACAACUACAGCUGGCCACCACCGGCCUAUCGAUCAAAGCUCCGAUCAAGGAAUGUCUACUGCAGUUGAUCAAAAAGUGUCUCAUGUUGCAGAAUCUGUUCUCCAAUCUGACUAUCGACGACCAGCUACUCGUAAAACAGAUGUGUCUUCGUGCCAGCGCCCUCAAUCUGGUGCUGAUCGUGAAGGAUCGUUCACAGAGUGCUCUUGGCCCUUGUCAACUGUUGCUACAUAUUGCUAGCGAUGCGAGCAGUUUUCUGCAGGAAAACACAUUGCUGGUGGCUGACACGUUUACCAGCGCGAUUCUCACCAAGCUGGCAUCGGUAGGCGAUCCAAAACCAGGACGCGUGUAUCGCGAAAUUUUACCGAUAGUUCAAACGGCUGCUCCGGUCGUUAUUCCACAAAUCAACACAAACAUAAAAAUGUGUAAAGCACGAAUUAUUGAACCAACCGAGUCCUCGUACAGUGCGGAAAACGUCAUCAAGGUAACGGCUGGAUUGAUUGCUGCGGUACCGUUCGUGGCAGAGUUGGAAAAUCUUCAACAAAGCCAACGGCAAGAUCUGCGGCUCAAAGUAAAGUAUCCCGAUCAAAAUGUGCACAUUAUCGUACCACGCAAACGCGACUUGAAAAAGGUUAUGACGGAGCAGGGUGAAAGCGAAUCGCAAUGGCGACUACGGACUAAGGUUCUACUGUCGCAUGGUGUGUGGACGGAGGCAUCGACCGUCGAGAUAACGAUUUGUCUGUCCGUUAAACCUAACAAUGAGCUGGAGCUAUGCAAACCGGUCAAGGUGCAUUUCGCUCCAAAACCUGUCAAAAGAGGACUGUAAGACGAAACUUUUUGUUUUCAAACAUAAGCGUGUGAUUAGAAUUACUUUUAUCUAUACGUAGGUUUGAAAAAAAAAACUAAAACUUAUUAGAUUGCUAAUAAAAACAGAAAAACAUUAAAGGAAA
This is a messenger RNA of Anopheles funestus (African malaria mosquito), 3017 nucleotides long. It is a transcript of the gene IntS4, whose product is annotated as integrator complex subunit 4. Gene Ontology annotation, biological process: snRNA processing. Lineage: Eukaryota; Metazoa; Arthropoda; Insecta; Diptera; Culicidae. The transcript is spliced from 4 exons. Bases 71 to 2893 code for a protein of 940 amino acids. Gene Ontology annotation, cellular component: integrator complex. The record is from RefSeq and is a predicted model, not a curated record.